Anastrepha obliqua is the source of this 5422-nucleotide messenger RNA. RefSeq names its product protein mesh (gene mesh). NCBI's taxonomy places the organism in Eukaryota, Metazoa, Arthropoda, Insecta, Diptera, Tephritidae. The record is from RefSeq and is a predicted model, not a curated record. Gene Ontology annotation, biological process: cell-matrix adhesion. The transcript is spliced from 18 exons. The coding region runs from base 183 to 4541 and encodes 1452 amino acids.
GUCGUAUUGUACGUGGUUUUCGAAAAGGUGCGCAAAUGAAAACACACACAUAAACGACUGCACACAACGAGAAAGUGCCAUUAAACGAAAAAUUACAAUUAUUUUUUUAACGAACAAAUUAAACGAAUAUAUUCAUUAGAGUAAAAAAAAAAACAGAGAGCAUAUACAUUGACACUUACAAAAUGCGUUUCAAAAUCGUGCUAGCUUUCACGCUAGUCUAUACUUUUGUGGCUUUAGUCAUAGCGAACGAGAAUUACUCAUCGGAACUCGACAAUGAUGUACAAGUGAUUGACCCAAAUCUGAAAGCUUCUAAGGAUGCUGAAUUUGUAGAAGUAGUGCCGGAAAUUGUGCAAGAACAAGCGAAACCUACACCCAAACCGGUUACUACAACUGUGUCGCCAACAACAAAGGCAACAACGCAAAAACCGAAAUCAGCGAUGGCGAUCGCUCCACGCGCGGGGAACUUUGUGACCCCAAGAAAUAUGACACGCACGUUUUUGCAAACAGCAGGAGCAUUAAAAGUUAGCGAAGACUUCUACCUCGGCGAGUUGGGUCUCGAUGUGAAUAGUGACGAUGGCUACGAUUGGUCUAAUAACAAUAAUCCCGUUGCACCGCCAAAUGUACCUUCACAGGCAGCUAACGGCUAUGUCAUCACUUCCCAGGUUUUACAAGAGAUCCGUUCAAAUUUGAUGUAUUGGUAUUUCGAUCAAGAUAUGUAUGGCGGACGUGGUGACUAUCAAUACGACAUACACGCUUCGAUGACACAGUUGCAUAAGAACUUAAAUUUCCGCUUGCCAUUCUUUGGAUUCAUUUACAAUUAUACACGGCUUUCACUCAACGGAUACUUGGAGUUCUCAGAUCCACCAGAAUAUCUUACAUAUCCGCUCGUCUUCCCCGUCAGGGAUUUUCCAAAGCGACGCGAUCCCGCAUUUAUUGGUAUAUGGUUCUCAAAAUGUCGUGUUGGGCGCAUAUAUCCAACGGAUGUUGAUCAACGCACACCUGGUGUCUAUUUUAGGCUUGAACGUGAUCUGAUUACACGUACCGACCGUUUUGGUGUCGAGGUGCGUGAACGUACCAUGUGGGAUAUACGCGAGGGGGUCGUUGGCGCUGAGACGUUCAUACCGAAACAUGUUAUUAUCGCAACAUGGAAAAAUGUUUCAUUUGCUGGUGGUAUUGACAAUGCGCUUUUCAGGACAAAUACUUUCCAAAUGGUUUUGGCUACCGAUGAGGUGUACACAUAUGCCAUAUACAAUUAUGAUUUACUAACAUGGUCGUCAAAUACAGAGGCUGGUGGUGAUACAACGACUGGUGAGGGUGGCGUACCAGCUUUUGUGGGCUUCAAUGCGGGAAAUGGUACACGCUCAUAUGAAUACACGCCUUACAGUCAACAGAUGGUGAUACGCGAUUUGACGGGACGUGGAUGGGGUAACGGCUUCCCUGGACGCCAUCUAUUCCGCAUAGAUGAACAAAUUUUAAUUGGCUCUUGUAACAAAGAUAUCGAUGCCUCGCAUUUGCCUUUGACAUUUGCUCCAGAGGCUGGUAAUAUGUUGGGUGGCACUGUGGUCAAUAUUACCGGCCCUUGCUUCGAUCCGAAGAUACGUGUGACUUGUCACUUCGAUACCGAGGAUGUGUUGGGCACUUAUGUGAGUAAGAAUCGUGUGAUUUGUGUGCAGCCAUUCUUGAAGGCUGAAGGUUGGGUGCGCUUUGAAAUUUCUAUUGGUAGUCAGCGUUUCAAAUGGCGUGGCAGAUAUUUUGUCGAAACUCCGGCUUUGGCUACGGAGAAAAUUUUCUUCGAAACCGAGGAUGUGCACAAGAGAGAUCCGGAUCAGAUACAAAUCAGCUGGGAUCCUUACAAUUUAACUUCAAAUGGAAAUGCUAAUAUAAUGAUUUCUCUGUGGGGCUAUCGCGAAAUUACUAUUUAUCCUCAAUUCGAAUAUAUUGAUUCAAUCGAGACUUCCUUGACCAACACUGGCUCUUAUGUGAUUUAUCCUAAAAAUUAUAUAAAUCGUAAUAACUACAACAACGACCUCCAAUUCGGUUUCCUGCAAAUCAAUCUAACCAAUCCGGAGCAGUAUUCGGGUUUGAAGAUCAGUCCCACACUUUGGUCACGUCCCAUUCCACUUGGUUGGUAUUUUAAUAAACAAUGGGAACGUAAACACGGCUUGCGUUGGCCCGAGGCGCUUUGUGAAAAUUGGAUACGAAGCGACCGCUAUUUGAGAACAUUCACUGGCAGCUUGCCGGUCUGUCCUUGUACGCUUGAGCAGGCUGUUUACGACAAAGGACGUUACCGGCCGGAUAAGGAGUGCGACAAGGACUCGAAUCCAACAUGCCUGCGGCACAAGAAUGCUAUACAUUGCGUCGUCAGCGGUAAUCCAGUUGCGGAAGGCGCCGAACAACAAUGCUGUUACGAUCGUUAUGGCUUCCUGAUGUUGACACAGGAUCAAGUAUGGGGCUCACGUCCACGUCGUAAUCACAAUCUUGGAAAAAUGCCUUGGAAUGAGGCUGGCAAAGUACCAACACUUUCUAAUUGGUUCCACGAUAUGCGUGCCUGGUAUUCGUGCUGUCAUUGGCAAAGAGAACAGUCAGUGAAUUGCGAGACCUUCCGUUUCGAACGCCGUCCAUCACAAGAUUGCGUAGGCUAUCAGGCGCCUGGUGUGGCUGGAGUCUUUGGCGAUCCACAUUUCAUCACCUUCGAUGGCACACCGUAUACCUUUAAUGGUUUGGGCGAAUUUGUGUUAUCACGUAGUGUCGAUGCUGGUCAGCGCUUUGAGGUGCAAGGCCGUUUCGAGCAAGUGCCCAAAAAUCAGUAUGGUGCUGUGAUGGCUACACAGCUAACUGCUUUGGCGAUGCGUGGUAAUACGACGACUACCAUUGAGGUGCGCAUACGUCCGAAAUUCGCGCGCUGGCGUUAUGCCUUGGAUGUGCUGGCCGAUGGUCGACGCAUUUACUUCGAUCGUGAGAGCAUGAGAUUCCAGCAUUUUGAUGGUGUCACGGUUUAUACACCCACAUAUUUGCUCAAUCAGUCACAAGUGGUGGUGAUGUUCGACUCGGGAGUGGGCGUGGAAGUAGUUGAGAAUAAAGGCUAUAUGGCAGGACGAGUCUAUUUGCCGUGGAAUUUCAUAAAUAAAACUGCUGGCCUAUUCGGUAACUGGUCUUUCAAUGCGUUAGAUGAUUUCGUCUUACCAGACGGCACAGUUGCAAGCUUGAAUUUGAACAAUUUCCAACAGAUUUACUACAAUUUUGGCUUGAAAUGGAUGUUGGCAGAUCGUAACAUACCGAAUGUGGGCACGGCGCUUUUCUCACGUGAAAAUGGUCUAACAGCUAGCUAUUAUUCGAAUGCUUCAUUCGUGCCGAACUUUGUGCAGGAGCCGCAGGACUUCUUGCCCUCGAAUCGUUCGUAUGAUGUGGAGCGGGCGGAGGAGCUAUGUGGGGAAAGUUAUCAGUGUCGCUAUGAUUAUGGUAUGACGUUGAAUGCGGAUAUGGCGUAUUUUACCAAGAUCUACUACGAUACUUUAGUGAAUAUAAGGAAUUUGAAUUCGAAACGCAUAGUAUCAUGUGGCGUUUUGGAGACUCCUCGCUUUGGCCGGAAAUUGAGUUUCGAUUUCAUGCCAGGCGCCAAGAUUGCAUUCGAGUGCGAUGAGGGCUUUGUAAUUAUGGGAGAUCAGCGUCGAGAGUGCAUGGCCAAUGGUCUCUGGAAUGUUCCUGAGUAUGGUUACACAUAUUGUUUGCGUGAAGUAUUCUAUACGCGACGCAUCGCUUUCAUAGCCAUCGCCAUUAUUGUGUGUGUCAUAUUGCCACUUAUGGUUUGCAUAGUUUGUGGCAUUUACCGCUUCCGUCAGAAACAGCUGAAAGAGGAUCCCUCUUGGCAGAUGACAAUACCACGUUCACGCGCCUCUUCACGUUCCAAUUUGCGUCAACUGAGUGGACCGGACGACGAUAGCGAUACGGAUGCAACAGGCACUCUCAAGAAAACUAAGAAAUGGGAUCUGGAUGACGAGGAUGUGACCUCAUCCGAAGGUGACAAGCCGCGUCAGAUGGGCAGACGUUCGUUACGCGGCAAUUCAGGCACUGAUCAUGAUGAACACGAAGAGGAUGGUACCGCCAUAGAUGAGCCAACGCAUGAGCAAGAGCAAAAACAGGCGCUGGAUACGCUAGAUGCCUCACACUCGGCUGCCUACAAUCAGCCACCAUCACCUGAGACGGAUGACGAGCGAAGUUUACCACAUAACAAUUCCACUCUGCAUCAGCAGUACAGUCCGACAUUUAGUGGCAUCGAUAGCCGCAAUAGCUCCAUGAAUUAUCAACCGAAUGCAGCGGUACAGAAUCGUUUUGGCGGUGUACCGGUGCUGCCCAACAAUACGCAAUUUUUCAAUCGUCCACCGUCGAAUAUCCCAGCCGCUACGGCAAUACCAAUACGCCAAGCACCGACUGCGGCGCCGCAAACGACUGCAGCGGCUCCAUUGUCGCAGGAUAACGGCUUACCAUCGCCUCCAUAUGCUGCUUCGCCUACACCAUCUGUGCAACGCUCCACAGAGGUUUAAAUCGUUGAAUGCACAUUUGUUACAUAUAUACAUAUACUUCUAUAUAUGUAUGUAUAAGCUCAUACAAAUAGAACAAAGCUCGUCAAAAUAUUUUCAGCACUUCUGUACAAAUCGAAAGUAAAUCCUGUUCAUUACCGUCAUAGAAAAAAUCGCCUACUAACCCAACAUCCUAUCCUAUCGUCGUCCACGCACAAAUAACCUAUUCCGAGCAUGUAAUUUUAUUAUAACGUUCAUAUUUUUAGAUACUUACGUGUACAUCAAAUACAGUUUGUCUAACAAAUUACCAAGUUCAAAUCACAUUCAUUUAUUUACAUAAUUAGUAAUUGUUUAGCACUCAUUUCAAAAGAAAAACCAAGCCGCAUAUGCAUUAAUUUUAUGGCCGGCGGCAGAGUUCUGGCUGUCAGCGGGUUCUAAAGCGAGUAUCUGUACAAUUUUGUGCCACAAAUAAUCUCCGAUAUGAUGAUUUUUAGAGGCUCGCAUAUAAUAAAUAAUCGGCAGUGAUUUAUUUAGUAUUGUCGGAACAGACGGCCUGUGGUCGGCAUAAAUUGAUAUUGCAGCCUGUUACAGAAAAAAACAAACAAAUCGAGAAGAAAUUACAGCAGAUUCACUUUUAAUCUAUAAAGGAUUUACACAAGUACUAAAACAAUGAAUUAAAUCCACUUCUGAGUUAAAAUCAUACAUUCAUUCAUAACAUACAUACUUACAAAGAAAAUGAACAACUUACUAAAAAUCAUUGCACUCACUUGCUAAGCAUUUAUGUAAAUGUAAAAGUAACAUACAAAUACAUAUGGACUUAUGUACAAAUGACUUUAACAAGAGUGGCAUCACAAUUCCCUUUACAAUUCAAUAGCGAAGAUUAAUCCAUUGUACCAGUUUUACUA